Molecule: messenger RNA, 5142 nt
Organism: Dermochelys coriacea (leatherback sea turtle)
Lineage: Eukaryota; Metazoa; Chordata; Testudines; Dermochelyidae
Gene: LRCH4
Product: leucine rich repeats and calponin homology domain containing 4
Exons: 18
Coding region: 155-2194 (679 amino acids)
Molecular function (GO): protein binding
Source: RefSeq, a predicted model, not a curated record
GCUCCCCCUCGCGGCCCGGCCGCUCAGUCUAGCAGCGGCGGGCCGCAGCGAGCGGAGUCCCCGGCUCCCGGGAUUGCGGCGGGCGAGGCGGAGCCGGAAGCUGCCCCCGCCCCCCCGCGCCCGCCCGGGCCCGCCACCGAGCGGCCUCUGGAGGAUGGGCCGGCACGACCCGUCGGGCAGCCUGAGCCGGCGGGGCGGCGGCUACUGCCGGCUCUUCCCCGGGCGGCGCAGCGGCGCGGCGCUGGACCUGAGGCGACCAGCCACCCAGGCCGAUCUCUCCCGGAACCGCUUUGCUGAAGUGCCCGAGGACGCCUGCCACCUGGUCUCCUUGGAGGGCCUGAGCUUGUACCACAACUGCCUGCGGACCAUCCCGCCAGCCAUCGCCAACCUGCAAUCCCUCACCUACCUGAACCUCAGCCGGAACCAGCUCACCUCCCUCCCGCCCUGCCUCUGUCGCCUGCCCCUCAAAGUCCUCGUCGCCAGCAACAACAAGCUGGCCUCGCUGCCCGAUGAGACGGGCUCGCUGAGCAACCUGCGCCAACUGGACGUGAGCUGCAAUGAACUCCAGUCCCUGCCAGCCAGCAUGGGCCAGCUGGAGACCCUGCGAGACCUGAACGUCCGGAGGAACCAGCUAACUGCCCUGCCCGAAGAGCUGUCGGAGCUGCCUCUGGUCCGCCUGGACUUCUCCUGCAACCGGGUCGCCUGCAUCCCCAUCUGCUACCGGCACCUCCGGCACCUGCAGACCAUCCUGCUGGACAAUAACCCCCUCCAGUCGCCGCCCGCGCAGAUCUGCCUGAAAGGCAAAAUCCACAUCUUCAAAUACCUCAACCUGGAAGCCUGCAGCAAAACGGUGCCUGACCUGGCCGACUUCGCCCGGGCCAGCCGGCCCACCGGCUUCGGCACCUGCCUCUCCGACGAGUUCUACCCCGGCCGGCAGUACGGCGGCCUGGACUCCGGCUUCAACAGCGUCGACAGCGGCAGCAAGCGGUGGUCUGGGAACGAGUCCACAGACGAGUUCUCUGACCUGUCGUUCCGCAUCGCAGAGCUGGUGCGUGAUCCCCGCCAGCUGAAGGAGAAGCGGGACCGGGCAGGUGAGCGGGGUCUGGUCCCCCCAGGUGGGAUUCCCUCACCCCAGAUCCUGCGCGACCCCAGCUCCCGAGGUCCCAGGGUUACCCAUGGGGAGGUGCCUGCUGCAGACAAAGCCAACGGAGAGCUGGAGCAGAUCGACUUCAUCGACAGCAGUGAGGAGGAGGAGGAGGCGGGCAAGCCAGAGAGCAGCUCGCAGGGCGUGGCCCCGGCGGAGGAGAAGCAGAAAGCAGAGAGGAGCCUUCCUCAGAGAGCCGAUGUCGGGGAGAAGGUGCCAAACAGAAGGCCCAGCCCUCCCCGGGAAGAGCCCCCCAGCGAGGAGCGGAGGCGUCCCGAGACACUGCAGAUCUGGCAGGAGAGGGAGCGGCAGCAGCAGGCGUUGCGGAGCCAGGCGCUGGAGAAACGGGACAGUCUGCUGAGGAUGGCGUCCAAAGAGAGCAGCAACCUGCCCCAGAGAAAGCUGAGGACCCAGGUCACGGAGCAGCCAUCCGGCGUCCCCAGCCCGGCAUCCCCUGGGCAGACGCCCCGGCAGCAGGAGUCCCCCCCCUUGCAGGUCUCCAGCCCCCCGGCACGGGAGCCCGGCUCAGCCCAGAAGCCCAGCAGCUUCCUCUUCCGCUCCUCGUCGCGAACCGCCAUCAAGCCCGGCUCCGCCUCCGCCCCCCAUGACUCCACUGCAGACCCCCAGGACCCCCUGCGGCUACGGGCCGGCUCGCACGACAUGGACGAGAAAGAGUUAACAGCCCAACUCCGCAAGGCCAUUGAGUCACGGCUCAGCGUGACGCUGGCGGAGGACCUGGGUGACGCCCUGGCCAACGGGGCCGUGCUGUGCCAGCUGGCCAACCACCUGCGCCCACGCUCUGUGCCCUUCAUCCACGUCCCGUCUCCCGCCGUGCCAAAGCUGAACAAGAUCAAAUGUCGGAAGAACGUGGAGAGCUUCCUGGAGGCCUGUCGCCGCAUGGGGGUCCCGGAGGAAGCCCUGUGCCAGCCCCAGCACGUCCUGGACGAGGAGAGCCUGGCGCCGCUGGCCCGGACCGUCCAGGCCCUGCUGACUGUGGCCCAGCCCCUGAAGAAGCCGACGCCCCCUGAGGGCACCUCCAGCAAGAUCUGAGGGGUGGGGGCCCUGGCACAAGUGGCACGGCCGAGGGGCCAGGGACUAGAACGCCCCGGGCCCUGUGGGGGCUGGACAAUGCUGAGAGUUCCCCCAUAUAGGGCAGUAGGGGACCCGGCUCAACCCCCAGCAACACAGACGGUACAGCGAGAGGGGGCCCUGACCCCUAGCAAGGGAUGGUGCCUUUUGGAAAACUCCUUGGUGGCAGCGGUGGGAUCCUCAAAUCAAGCCGAACUCCUGGUGCUCAACUCCCCCCUGUCCCCUCCAGCGGCUUUUCCACAGGGUGGCCUGGCAGCUGUGUGAGCCCCCUUGGGCUAGAGUGUGGGUGGGGGGGGUUUGUGAGCAGACGUGGGGUAAGGAUGGAGGGGGUUGAUUGCAAGUGGGGGAGGGGGCUGUCUUAUUUCCCUGAAGGGCACCACUAGGCACCAGCUACUCCUCCCCCCCCCCCCCCCCCCCAGAGCGACAGGCUCAGGCUCCCUGCAGCCUCAGGCAGGGUUGCGAGACUGGGGUGUCUCUGUGCAGCCGCUGGCUGUGGGGCACUGGGGCUGUGAGGCUGCAAGAGGUCACAGGUGAAGAGGAGGAAGCCCCCUCUUCAGCCCCAUGUCCUUCCUUUCCACAUUUCCUGGGGGCAGGGGGGGCAGAUUGCCCUGACCAAGCGAGGGUUGGGGGGGUGUCCCCUGGGCUGCUCCUCGCAUCCUCCAUCCUUAGCAGCCCCUCCCUGCAGCCUUGUCCCCACCAUCACCCCCUCCCAGGCCUGGGCCCCAGCCCCUAAUUCCCCUCCGGGGGGGGUCCUGGCCGCUCGUCUGAGCUGUGCCUUGGGUACCCCCCAACCUGCCUCCCCGGGAGGGGGACCACAGCCCUGGGAGGGGAGUGGGGGCUGGUGUGUGAGAGCAGGGGGGCUGGGAGCCAGGACUCCUGGGUUCUCUCCCUGGCUCGGGGGGCCAGUGGGUUAGGGAAGGGGAAGGAAGAGCCCGGACUCCUGGGUUCUCUCCGGGCUCCUAGGGUUGUGCCCUCUAGUGGAAUAAAGAGGUAAAUGAACCACCUCCCUUGGCCUCUAGGCUGGUCUCUGCCACGCCCUGCCCCCCAGGCGCAGAGCUAUUCCCCUCCAAAGUGUCAGCCUCAGUUUCCCCUACACACAUUCAGCUCGGCCCUGCUCCCUACCCCCACCUUACACAUCCCCCCUCUGGAUCAGGGACCCCCUGCCCCCCCUUUCCCCCUCGCUGGGUUCUGAGCUCCCUGAACUUUGGGGGGGGUGCAGCCCCGGCUUUACCAUCCCCCCCGUCCUGGUACUGGGGCUAGCGGGGGGGGGGGGGGGGGCUGGGAGCCAGGACUCCUGGGUUCUCUCCCCUGUUCCUAGGGCACUUGCGCCCUCUCGUGGCAGAAGGCGGUAACUCGCUCCCUUCCCUUUGGGGCCAGGCCCAUCGCUCCUGCUCUGUAACCAGCCCCCCGCCGGCACUUAGGGGCCAGAGCCCGAGUCUCUUCCCCCCACCUGGGGCAGGACCAUCCCCUACAAAUCUGCAGCCUCAGUUUCCCCUGCAUGACCUCAGCUCUUUACAACUGGAGUACACACACACACACACCCCGCCAGCUCAGGGGCACCCUCUGCCUCCCCUCCCCUUCCCUUCCUGGUUUCUGACUCCCCCAAAACCCCAGGAUUUGGGGCUGCCUAGCCUCCAACCCCCAAGGCCAGGGGCUCACCAGGGCUCAGGGAGCAACUCCCCCCCCCCAUGCCGUGUAGCAGUAGUUGGGCCUUUAUCCAGCAGCUACUGGUGGGGGGGGCACCCCAGGGUGCACUGGAGCCCCUGGUCUGGCUUGGGGGGGAGCUGAUGGGAGUUAGAGACACCCCUCCCAUCCGGGGGGGGUUAACAGAGCCCCACAACAACACAGCCUGGGCCCGGUUUUCUUCCAAGCUUUUAUUGCAGCAAAUAAAAACAAAAUGCGGGGGGGGGGGGAUUUGGGGCAGUUCAGAGUUAUCCCCCCAACAGGUCACUUCUCGACAGCCCCCCUCCCCCGUGGUGGGCAGGGGAUUGGGGGGGAUCAGCAGCUUCACAGAGGCACUUGCGGGCGGGGGGGGGCACCUAAUUCUGUUUUUUGGGCCCUAUUCAAAUGGCAACACUUAAACCAGCCCCAACCUCCUGGGUGGCUCCCAGCAGGGGGUGAUGACGCACCCCUCUGAUUCUGGGGGGGCAAGAAAACCACCCCCCACCCCCUGGGCCCCGACUGGCUGAAAACCUCCCCGACCUUCGCAACCCCUCGUUCGCCGGGGGGGGGGGAGUUUCCGUUCGGGAAUCUUGCUCCCCCCGGUUCGGGGCCUCUCACGCUGAAACGCCCCAAACGAAGCCGGUUGAAGUACCCGGGCUCGGCCUGCGAAGGGCGUUGCAGGAGCGGAGGAAAUUUCCAUCUGCGGCUCAAGCCGAGCGGCCGCAUGAUUUUGCCCGAGGCCCGGCCUGACAGAGCUCAGCAAGCCCCGGCUUCCGGCACCUCGGGCAAAGGUCUCGUCCUUAGGCGAUUCCGCCCCCCCAAAAAAAGGAAGAAAAAUCAAACGGGCGCCUGCUUCCAGCUGUGUUUCUAAAGCCCCCCCCCCCCAAUUGUUUUUCGAUCAAGGCUGCCAACAGCCCCAGCUGAUAAGUGUGCAAGAAAGAUUUUUUUGGGGGGGUCAAAACCAUCGCUGCAAGGGCGUAAACCACGUCGAGAAGCAAGAAGCUGCUCCCACCAGCCGAGACUCUCCCGCCACAGAAAGGGGGGGGGCCCACGAUGCUUCAGACGUAGCCCCCCCCAUCCAGGUCUGCGGGCAGCCAGUGUCACGUUGAAACCCGCCAGGGGCGGGGGGGGCUCCCUCGACAAGGGCAGAAAAUUCAUUCCCAGGUUGUUUCUAAUGUUGUCGAGACCCAAUUUUACCAUAAAGCCGCUUGACACGAGCUGCAAUAAAAAGGCUUUAUUAUAACCAA